This is a messenger RNA of Pangasianodon hypophthalmus (striped catfish), 10188 nucleotides long. It is a transcript of the gene scn5lab, whose product is annotated as sodium channel, voltage gated, type V-like, alpha b. The record is from RefSeq and is a predicted model, not a curated record. The transcript has 25 exons. The coding region runs from base 1689 to 7250 and encodes 1853 amino acids. Gene Ontology annotation, cellular component: axon; plasma membrane; voltage-gated sodium channel complex. Gene Ontology annotation, biological process: membrane depolarization during action potential; sodium ion transmembrane transport; neuronal action potential. Gene Ontology annotation, molecular function: protein binding; voltage-gated sodium channel activity. Lineage: Eukaryota; Metazoa; Chordata; Actinopteri; Siluriformes; Pangasiidae.
AUGCACCAAAGAAGGUGAAUAGCUGUACCUUUUGUAGGUAUGAAAAGGACUGUACCUUUGGCAUUACUAAUUAUUCGGAAUAUGAAGCAUUGCGCUGCUCAUUACUUUUUGAUAUAUGCCAUCCACACAGAUAGUCUAGUAGCAGAAAUAAAUCCGGAUGUUCCUGUAAGCAUCUUCACAAUUAAGAUGAAUUUUAAAGUAUAGUUAAACAGGUAUUCUAGGUGAGAGAUUGGAGGAAAACAUCUUUAAAAUUCCCCGAUGUCACUGAUGGAGUGAAGUGGGAACAUAAUAAGGCCCAGAUUAUGUGGAUAUGCAGAGGUUUCAAAUUGCACGUUCCGAAAGAAAAUGAUGAAAAUAAGACAAAGUAGGAGGGCCACAUACUGAGACUGUAUUUACAGAAGCAGGAUAGGCCCACGCCUCACUGACUGAGUUAUAAUUUUCAGCAUCAUUUAGCAGAAUGAGCAGAUGUCAAUUACUGUCAACUGGUUGCUGUGAACAAGUCUGUUUUUUUAGACCCCUAUAUUAUAAGUUCUAUAAACCUGUAAUCAAACCCUGCUAUGAAAACUCUACUGCAAGAAUGAGUCUCACAUAGGAGUCUGCCAUUACUUUUCACUUAUGAGUGCUGUAUUUAAAAAAAAAAAACAGUUCCAGAUGUAUAGAAAUGUAUUAUUUUUUGAGGAUUUCGACAUUUUGUGAAUGUAAUAUUAAUAUCUGAAAUGCUGCGCUUAAGUAAUUGAACAGUGGCACAAAAUUUUAUGUUUUGGCUCUUUACUCCAGAACCUCAAUACUCCUACUCCUACUCCUACCACUACUCCUACUACUACUACUACUAAUACUAAUAAUAAUAAUAAUAAUUAUAGAUCCACUAUGACUCUGACCAGGAUAAAACAGUUACUGAUGAUGAUAAUGAUGAAUAAUCUUCAUUCAUCAGUAAGUGCUUUAUCCUCAUCAGGGUCACAAGUGAAUCCGUAGCCAGGAACGCUGGGCUUGAGUUGGAAAUACACCCUGGAAUACACCCACAAACACUGACACACAGGGACAAUUGAGUAGCCAAUAGUAGCCAAUCCAGCUACUGGCAUGUGGAUUACUGGCAUUGUACAUGUCCCAUCCAGGGUGUAUUUAUGCCUAAUGUUCCUUUCUGUGCCUGGCCUUUCUGUUCUUCAGGCUUAGCAGUCUUCUUAUCUAUCUUACAAUCAAACAUUACUUAAAGAACAUCAUUGGUGCAUUCUUGCCUCUGAUAAAUGUACCAGUGAACAGAUUUUGUCACAUGAGACAUCAUGUGAUGCUUAAUCUCUGAUCUGUUAUUCUAAUAUUUCCAUCUCAUCAUGGUCUGCAUUACUGGCACUUCGUUGAUGCUUGUAAGUUGAGAGCAACAAAUGCAAAUGUCACAUCUAUAAUCAACUCUAAAGCUUUUGUUAGCUGUCUUGUGCUUGAACUAAUUUUGCAACAACUGACCUGCCAAGUGUCAGUCUAAAGGGGGAGACUAUGUAUUAAAAGGGAUGUGCUUUUAGUGUUGUUGCAAAUACCCUUAAAAUUAAAAUUUAAUUUAAUGUCAUAGUCAUCAUUUCCUUACAAUUUUAAUAUCAUAGACGCCUUUCGCUGUCCAAUUAAUUACAGAGUUCUCAAUAUGUGACUUUCUGAAUGUACAGAUUUUCCUUAACACUCUUACAUUAUUCAGUCUGUUCAUUAUGUGCACUAUUUUGACAAACUGUUGCUUCAUGGCCAUGUCGGAACCAGUGCAGUGGGCCAAGUAUGUCGAGUACACCUUCACGGGGAUCUACACGUUUGAGUCGUUGAUAAAAAUUUUGGCGAGAGGAUUCUGCAUCGGACCAUUCACCUUCCUGCGGGAUCCAUGGAACUGGCUGGAUUUCAGCGUGAUUGUCAUGGCAUAUGUUACUGAGUUUGUGGACCUGGGCAAUGUCUCAGCGUUACGGACGUUCAGAGUCCUACGAGCACUGAAAACUAUCUCAGUCAUACCAGGCUUGAAGACCAUUGUGGGUGCCCUGAUUCAGUCAGUAAAGAAGCUAGCAGAUGUCAUGAUCCUGACUGUGUUCUGUCUGAGUGUGUUCGCUCUCAUUGGCCUUCAGCUCUUCAUGGGUAACUUACGUCAGAAAUGCGUCCGCACUACAGCCAACUGCUUCAACACCACCGACACCUCUUUAUACAGCAACGUCUCCUUCUUCUGCAAUAACAAGACCUGGUCAUCACUAGAAGAAUUUAUCACGGACGAAGGCAACUAUUUCAAAGAGGAUGGAUCCAAGGAUGCCUUAAUAUGUGGAUUCGCAAGUGAUGCUGGGAAAUGUCCAGAUGGUUUUGAGUGUCUGAAGACAGGACGUAAUCCAAACUAUGGCUACACCAGUUUUGACACCUUUGGCUGGGCAUUUCUCUCCCUCUUCAGGCUCAUGACACAGGACUACUGGGAAAACCUAUACCACCAGACUCUACGGUCUGCGGGAAAGACCUACAUGGUGUUCUUUGUGGUGGUAAUAUUCCUGGGCUCCUUCUACCUGGUGAAUCUGAUCCUGGCAGUUGUAGCUAUGGCCUAUGAAGAGCAGAACCAAGCUACCCUUGCUGAGGCAAUGCAGAAAGAGAAAGAGUUUCAGCUCGCCAUGGAACAGCUAAAAAAAGAACAGCAAGCAGCUCACAAAUCUCAGGAGACUGAGUCAGUGUUGGCUCCCGACCUGUCUCCCUUGGCUCCUCAAGAAGACAAAGAGCACAAGAACAGGAAGAAAAGCCUGAGGCCACUUUCAGAGGAGAUGGAGAACGAUGGUGAUGAAAAGUCACCAAAGCAAGAUACUUUAGAGGGAACAAAGCAAUCUCAUGCUUUGGUGGUGCGAACUUUGUCCUCGUGGACCAAACGGGAAAGCCAGGCCAGUAUCUUCAACUUCCGGCUGCGAAACAAAGAAUCUGAAGCAGAUGCUGACGAUGAAUUUAGCAAUCAAGGCGAUCCAGAUAGUCGUCCUGGCUCUCUUGUUCUGCCCUGGCAAAGGAGACGGAUUAGCGCACAGAGCACGAGCAGUCAUGGCUCUCAGGUCUUCUACCCCAGCCUCAAUAUCAACGGAAAGGUGUUUGUUGCUAUAGAUCAGAACGGCAUCUCGAGUCCAGGACCGCUGACCCCUCUGCCAUUACCAGCAUGCACCAUGGAGAAGGUCAAAGAAGAAAGUGGAUCAAACGAGCUGAGCAGUACGCUCCUCCCGCAGCUCUCCCUGGAGGGCCGCGACAGGGCGCUAAGUGCUGCUAGCUACCUCACUGACGCCAUGGAGGAGUUGGAGGAAGCCCAUCAGAAAUGUCAUCCUUGCUGGUACGCUUUUGCCCACAAGUACCUGGUGUGGACGUGCUGCCCUGGCUGGCUCAAACUCAAAGAGUGGGUCAAGAUCAUGGUGAUGGAUCCCUUUCUGGACCUGGCGAUCACCAUCUGCAUCGUGCUCAACACACUCUUCAUGGCUUUGGAGCAUUACCCCAUGACAGACGACUUCAACAGGAUGCUUUCCGUGGGCAAUCUGGUCUUCACAGGAAUCUUCACAGCCGAGAUGGUCCUGAAGAUCAUUGCACUGGACCCAUACUACUACUUCCAACAGGGCUGGAACAUCUUUGACAGCUUCAUCGUUUGUCUCAGCUUGAUGGAGCUCGGGCUUUCUAAUGUAGAAGGCCUGUCUGUCCUGCGCUCCUUCAGACUGUUGCGAGUCUUCAAGCUGGCUAAGUCGUGGCCCACCCUGAACACCCUGAUAAAGAUCAUAGGCAACUCUGUGGGUGCCUUAGGAAACCUCACUCUGGUUUUGGCCAUCAUCGUCUUCAUCUUCGCCGUGGUGGGCAUGCAGCUGUUUGGGAAGAACUACGAGCUGUGUGUAUGCAAGCUCUCCAAGGAUUGUAAAUUGCCACGAUGGCACAUGAAAGACUUCUUCCACUCCUUUCUAAUUGUGUUCCGGGUCCUGUGUGGUGAAUGGAUCGAGACCAUGUGGGAUUGUAUGGAGGUUGCUGGACAGCCUCUUUGCAUCCUGGUCUUCAUGCUAGUCAUGGUGAUUGGGAAUCUGGUGGUUCUGAAUCUCUUCCUGGCUCUGCUGCUCAGCUCUUUCAGUGCGGACAACCUGUCAGCGCCGGACGAUGACGGUGAGCUGAACAACCUGCAAAUUGCAAUAGGUCGCAUCCAAAGAGGGAUCCUGUGGCUGCGCCGGGCCCUGUGUGAUUUCUUCAAUGGCAACUUCAAGCGGAGAAGGCAGAAGGCCAAAGAGGCAAAGGCUAUGCUGAAGCUGAAGAGGCUCAGCCAGCAGGCCCAGAGGGCCGAGGGCAACGGCACAGCAGGGGUCAUUGGCCGCACUGGAGAUAAGUGCGCCUCUCCAGAUGACAGCUACAUGACCAACCCCAACCUGACCAUCAGCGUGCCUAUUGCGCCUGGAGAGUCGGAUGUAGAGUUUCCAGAGGAGGAGGAGGACGAUGAUGAGGAAGCGAGUGAGAGCUCUGAUGAAGAGGAGGAAGCAGAAACCAAACCGAGUGACGACAUCAGCCUAUCCGAGGGCAGCACAAUUGACCUCCGAAAGCCUGGAGAGGAGGAAGAUGAAUACUCCGAGAUGGCAGAGGAGGACAUGGACCCUGAAAAUUGUCUCCCUGAUGUGUGCAUCCGUCAUUUCCAGUGCUGUGAUAUCGACACUAGUGCAGGUCUGGGCAAGGUGUGGUGGCGGCUCAGGAAGACCAGCUAUCAGAUAGUGGAGCACAGCUGGUUUGAAUCAUUCAUCAUCUUCAUGAUCCUGUUGAGCAGCGGCGCUCUGGCAUUUGAAGACAUUUACAUUGAACAGAGAAAAGUGACCAAGACUGUGCUCGAGUUUGCAGACAAGAUCUUCACCUACAUCUUCAUCCUGGAAAUGAUACUGAAAUGGCUCGCAUAUGGCUUUAAGAAGUACUUCACCAACUACUGGUGCUGGCUUGACUUUCUAAUCGUUGAUAUUUCAGUGAUUGGCCUGUUGGCGAGUACCUUCAAUUAUGAUCAAAUUGGCACCUUGCGUGUUCUAAGGACCCUUCGGGCAUUGAGGCCGCUACGGGCCGUAUCUCGCUUUGCUGGCAUGAGGGUGUCUUUAAUAAGCCUCGUAGCCAACACACUAGGCUACUCUGACUUGGCUGCCAUCAAAUCACUUAGGACCCUCAGGGCUCUCAGGCCACUAAGAGCUCUAUCCAGAUUUGAAGGCAUGAGGGUGGUGGUGAACGCGCUGAUUGGGGCCAUCCCCUCCAUCAUGAACGUCCUGCUGGUGUGUCUCAUCUUCUGGCUCAUCUUCAGCAUCAUGGGCGUGAACCUGUUUGCUGGAAAAUUUGGCCGCUGCAUCAGCCAAUCAGGCUUCAUUUACAACGUCUCACACAUUAACAACAAGACCGAGUGCCUGGCUAUGAACGAUACCCAGUACUACUGGACAAAAGUAAAAGUCAACUUUGAUAACGUGGGUGCUGGCUACCUUGCACUGCUUCAAGUGGCUACUUUUAAAGGCUGGAUGGACAUCAUGUAUGCAGCAGUGGAUUCACGAGCUGUGGAGCAGCAGCCAAUUAAGGAGCACAACUUAUAUAUGUACCUGUAUUUUGUGAUUUUCAUCAUCUUUGGAUCAUUCUUCACCCUAAAUCUGUUCAUCGGUGUGAUCAUUGACAACUUCAACCAACAGAAACGAAAGUUAGGUGGACAGGACAUCUUCAUGACUGAAGAGCAGAAAAAAUAUUAUAAUGCUAUGAAAAAGCUUGGAUCAAAAAAACCUCAGAAACCUAUUCCUAGGCCUUUGAACCCAAUCCAAGGAUUCUUCUUUGACUUGGUGUCAAAACAAGCCUUCGACAUCAUUAUAAUGCUGCUCAUCCUCCUGAACAUGUUGACCAUGAUGGUGGAGACAGAUGAGCAGUCCCCUUACAUGGAGACCAUCCUGUAUAAUAUCAACCUGGCCUUCAUUGUCAUCUUCACCACCGAGUGCAUCACUAAGAUCAUCGCUCUCCGCUGCUAUUUCUUCACCAUCAGCUGGAACAUCUUUGACUUUGUGGUAGUCAUUCUCUCCAUUGUGGGCAUUGUUCUUGCAGAUAUAAUUGAGAAAUACUUCGUUUCGCCGACGCUUUUCCGAGUGAUCCGACUGGCCCGAAUAGGACGUAUCCUUCGCCUUAUUCGAGGAGCCAAAGGAAUCAGAACGUUACUAUUUGCUUUAAUGAUGUCCUUACCUGCAUUGUUCAAUAUAGGUCUCCUGCUCUUCUUAGUCAUGUUCAUCUAUGCCAUCUUUGGAAUGGCAAACUUUGCCUAUGUGAAGAAACAAGGUGGAAUUGAUGACAUGUUCAACUUUGAGACAUUUGGCAACAGCAUGAUUUGCCUUUUCCAGAUAACGACAUCAGCUGGCUGGGACAGCCUGCUCAGUCCCAUUUUGAAUAACUCCCCUGAAGAGUGUGACCCCAAUGUGCCAAACAUAGGCACCACUGUCCGGGGCAACUGUGGGAACCCUUCAGUAGGCAUUACCUUCUUUGUUACUUACAUUAUCAUUUCUUUUCUCAUUGUGGUGAACAUGUACAUUGCCAUUAUCCUGGAGAACUUCAGUGUGGCCACAGAGGAGAGCACUGAGCCACUGAGCGAGGAUGACUUUGAGAUGUUCUACGAGGUUUGGGAGAAGUUCGAUCCCGAGGCCACGCAGUUCAUUGAGUACGCUAAGCUUUCGGAUUUCGCAGAUUCACUGUCCGAGCCGCUGCGUAUUGCCAAGCCUAAUAAAAUUAAGCUGAUUUCUAUGGACUUGCCCAUGGUGAGCGGUGACAAGAUUCACUGCCUGGACAUCCUGUUUGCCUUUACCAAGCGUGUGCUGGGUGAAUCGGACGAAAUGGAUGCUCUCAAGCAACAAAUGGAGGAGAAGUUUAUGAUGGCAAAUCCAUCCAAAAUCUCCUACGAGCCCAUCACUACAACUUUACGACGUAAGCAAGAGGAGGUAUCAUCCAUUGUUAUACAGAGGGCCUACAGAAGGCAUUUACUCCGGAGACAGUUGAGGCAAGCCUCGUUCAUAUAUCGACAGAUCAAUGUAGAGGGAGCUGCCAGCAGUGAGGAUGACAGCCCACCAGAGAAGGAAGGACUCAUAGCCUUCAUGUUGAAGGAGAAUUAUGGACCUGAGACAGAGGCCCUGUCCUCGACCUCCUCACCGCCGUCUUAUGACAGUGUGACAAGAGCCACUAGUGAGCUUUUCCAAGCUCUAAUACCUGAGCCCAGGAACAGUGACCUGAGCAAACCUGACCCUGACAAAGACCGUGAAACAUUUCUAUAACAUUAAGUAUAAAAUGCUCUCUCACACAUUAAUCUUCUUGUUACUUUGUUUUUUGUUUACAGAAUGUAACAUAGCUCAAACAGCACUCAAAACUCUUGAUACAUGUGACUGUGCAUCAAGAUUUCAAGGUUUUUGUAGGACAAGUUGAUGUUUUUAAUUCUCCUGUGUUUCACAUUUUGUUUGAAUAUACAGGGGCGAAGUGUAGACAGCUCACAUUAACUUUGCUUCAGUUUAUAUGCAUGAGUGAGAUUCUGCAGCAGUUAACUGCAGUUAUAUCACAGAUGUACUAAUCAUAUAUUAGAUUGAAAGAAAUACAGUUUAUCAACAUUUACAAAGUAUGCCUGACCAUCUGAGUUUAUUAAAAGGUCUUACUUAAAUUGGUGUGAUUUCCUUCUGACAAUAGAUUUCACACUAUGUAGAAAAUGCAAGACGUUAGAGAUAUAGUCUUGUUAAUGUUACCAAUUGCUCAUAUUACAAAAAAAAACAUUUUGGAUACAAUUAAGUAUGAAAAUUACUUCUGUCCAGUCCAGGUUGUGUCACUAGCGAUGAGAGGGGGAGCAAGAAGAUAAGUGGGAAUAUUUGCCAGUACUUUGUUUUUGUUUGUUAGGUUUUUUUUUUUUUUUUUUUUGCUUUUUUUCUCUCCACUUUUUGCAUAUAUUUCUAUAAGCCAGUCUCUCACAAAUAGCCUGGUCUGGUUACAGGAUGCUAUAAUCAGGACUAGUAAAAGACAAUCAAACAUGACUCAGCAACAGUCUCUUGUGUACAACAUCCAUCUCCAUCCACUGCUACCAAAAGACUGCACAGGCUUUCAUUCAAAGUAUCAAACGUACUGCACAUGUAAACAUUUUUGUGUAUUUAUUUUAAUUGUGAGUAUUUAUUUGCAUGUUGGAAAAUGCAUCACUUAGAGAUGUAAUGGCCAUUUUUAUUUGUAAGGCUGAAAAGGAAUUCUUAUUUUGCACAUACUGAGUUCAGCAAUAAUUUGCUACCUUUCGAUAAAAGUUGAAUAUUGAUUUUAGAUGUAUAUUUAAAUCCAAAAAAAAAAAAAUUGUCAUUUAUACUAUGUCAACCUUAUGUCUAAGGGGAAUCUCUUGCUGGCUCCAUGGCAUAUUCUUUACUGCAGAACAUUUGUUUUGUAUCUCAGAUUCACAUUAAGAGAUUAAUCCACUUGUUUUUCAAGUCAGGUUAGCAAGUUUGUUGAAGGGCUGUUUUUGUAGCAAUAGACCCCAAGUGUGCCUGGUAGAACUUAAAUCCUGUUUUAUUCCUCUUCACCAGUGCAAAAGACUCACCGUUAAAAGGCAUGGUGAGGCUGUUUCAUGCCUGAGGAUUACGUCAAUAACCAUUUACGUUUAAUGUAAUCCUAUCAUCUAGCUGAACUUAUUGUAGUCUUCAAUCCAUUUGAGUCCAUUUGAGCACAAGACAUCACUUUCAUCAAUUCCAAUGUAUAAUACAAGCAACCCUCAUUAAUAACAAAAGAGCAUGGAAAACAAAAGUGGCACAGAUUCCCACUGUUAACUGAUUUAUACAUAGAUGUUAUAAAAAUGUAUUUAGAUGUUCGCUAUCAUACAAGGAACAUUAUUAGAAUAAACACAGCUACAGCUCUGCAUGUAUAAGAGUUGCAAAUUUGUUUCGAAGAAAAGAAAAAUAAGAAUAUGUUUUAAAGGAAAUACAAAGGGCUUUUACCUAAAAUCACUCCAACUGAAUGAGUGAAAUACAAGACAUCUGGAAGGUUUGCAAUGUCUUACAAGGAUGACCGAACAAUUGCUUUACCAACAUGACUGUGCAGCAUAUUUGCUGGGAAAAUGUAUAUUUUGUGAGCCUCGAAAACAAAUCUGUCAGAUACACAGAAGCAACGGAAUAUCCUGUUUCUCUCAGCAAUCUAAGGAGAUGCAUAUGGGGAUUGCUUGCAUUGUAUAACGUUUUAAAUAAUAUUAUAUUUACAAAUGGUACCCAGUACAGUUGAAUAAAUGUUACACAAGAAACAUUGUUUUCACUUCCUGGAAUGAAUAAGUAUAUAACUUCUUUAGAUUCAAUCAUGUGUGGGAUGAGGUUAAUGUAGGAGCUGAUGUCCUGUUCUCAGAUCUCUACCAGGGCAGACGUGAUAAUCACUUAUCUUCACUUUGAACAUACACAAAUACAAAAGAUAGUAACUGGAAUUCUUGUGGAAAAACUCCCUUUGGUUAUUUUUUGCACAGGAGAGGAGCCAUAUACUACCCAGAAGGAAGCUGUGUGUAUAAGCCUGUAUAAUGUGUGUCAAACGGCUGAGAACCUACAAGAUAGUAUGGGCAUAAGUUGGUGUGUAUAUCCAUAUAACUUCAGCAAAGUGCUACUCCUUGCUGGAUUUAAUAACUCCAGGUGGGUUCUGUGUGAUGGAGGCAGACCAGAUCGGUUUGACGUUUAGAGGAGGGGAUCCCAGGCCUCCUUCUGUUGAGCACUUAGCAUCACUCUCAAGCUGCUCACAUUUGGUUUUACAAAACCAAAGAGUCAAGUCCAGUUACUUCAGCAAGAAGACGAGGGAAGGACGACCUGAACCAACUAUGCUUGGAGGCGUAACUCUUAUUUUUAUAAUAAUUAGGCACAGUGAAAUAGAGAAAGGAAAACGGACAAUAUAGCAGUACUCGACUGAACUGCAAAAUACUUCAAGAUAAAAACUACCUUUAUCCUACCUUUAUACUCAUACUGACAAAGACAGCUUAAGCAAAACAUACUUCAUUUUUCAAUUUUGGAUUUAAAUUGUUGGAAGUCUCUGAAAUUUCUGUUCAUAACCUUCAUACUAAUUGAUAAAACAUUUACAGUAUGCACUGCAGGUUACAAUAGAGUGUUCACUGAAAUGCAACAGCUAUAGUAUGAAUUUAUUAAGUGGGAUGGCAUUUAUAACAUAAUUUUUUUUUCUUGCAGAAACAUAUGGAUGUUGUACCCCCCUCACGCCCCCCCCGCUUGC